Molecule: messenger RNA, 4152 nt
Organism: Oncorhynchus gorbuscha (pink salmon)
Lineage: Eukaryota; Metazoa; Chordata; Actinopteri; Salmoniformes; Salmonidae
Product: matrix metalloproteinase-17-like
Biological process (GO): collagen catabolic process; extracellular matrix organization; proteolysis
Cellular component (GO): extracellular matrix
Molecular function (GO): zinc ion binding; metalloendopeptidase activity
Source: RefSeq, a predicted model, not a curated record
AUGCCGAACUGCAGUUAUGUCAUGACCUUGUGGGACAUUGUCGUGCUGUUUUAUGGCUCUGGGUUCUGUGUCAUCUCCACUUCUCUCCAUGAACAAGGCAUGCAGUAUCUAGGCAAUGUACACUAUCUCCAGCGGGCCAUUCUAGUGGCCCCUGGCAUUCCACCCACUCUCAAAGCUGCUGGCAUGGUUCCCCGUACUCAGGACUGGCUGAGUAAGUUUGGGUAUCUCCCACCCCCUGACCCAGUGACUGGACAGCUCCAGACCAAGGAGGCCCUGACCAAAGCCAUCAAAGCUAUGCAGAAGUUUGGAGGACUGGAGGAGAGCGGAGUGCUAGACCAAGCCACCCUGGGCCUGAUGAAGACCCCGAGGUGUUCCCUCCCGGACCUGUCUGAGACCGAGGCGGUGGUGGGCCGCAGGAGACGAGCCCUGACGCCCCAGAACAAGUGGAGCAAGAGACACCUCUCCUGGAGGAUUCGUACCUUUCCUAAAGAGUCUCCUCUGUUGGGUCGAGAUACGGUACGAGCUCUCAUGUACUACGCCCUCAAGGUCUGGAGUGACAUCUCCCCCCUCAACUUCCAUGAAGUUGCUGGCAACGACGCAGACAUCCAGAUCGACUUCACCAAGGCCGACCACAACGACGGGUACCCUUUUGAUGGGCCGGGAGGCACCGUGGCACACGCCUUCUUCCCCAGAGAGAGGUUCACGGCCGGGGACACCCACUUUGAUGAUGAUGAGGCCUGGACCUUCAGAUCACCAGACUCUCACGGGAUGGAUCUGUUUGCGGUAGCAGUGCAUGAGUUUGGUCAUGCUAUUGGCCUGGCCCACACCUCAGCAAUAGAGUCCAUCAUGAGGCCGUACUACCAGGGUCCUGUGGGGGACCCACUCAAGUACGACCUCCCUUAUGAGGACAAGGUCCGCGUCUGGCAGCUCUACGGGGUGAGAGAUUCAGUGUCUCAUACGACGCGUCCUGAUGAUCCCUCCCAGACCGCUGACCCACCUGUACUACUGGACCUCCCUGAGAACAGAUCUACUGUCCCGCCGGCACGAGAUGCCCCUAACAGGUGCACAAGUCACUUCGAUGCAGUGGCCCAGAUUCGUGGAGAGGCCUUCUUUUUCAAAGGGAAGUAUUUCUGGCGUCUGACGCGGGAGAAGCACCUGGUGUCUCUGCGUCCGGCUCAGACCCACAGGUUCUGGAGAGGCCUGCCUACCAACCUGGACAGUGUGGACGCUGUCUACGAGAGACCUGGGGACCACAAGAUCGUCUUCUUCAAAGGACUAAAGUAUUGGAUAUUCAAGGACAACAACGUGGAGGAGGGUUAUCCUCGGCCAAUCAGUGACUUCGGCUUGCCUAUGGAGGGUGUAGACGCGGCCUUUGUGUGGCUCCACAAUGACAAGACCUACUUCUUCAAGGACAACCGCUACUGGCGCUAUGACGACCAUCUACGGCGUAUGGAUCAGGGCUACCCAAAAGACAGCACACUGUGGAAGGGGAUCCCGUCCCCACUAGACGACGCCAUGCGAUGGUCUGACAGCUCCUCAUACUUCUUCAAGGGGAAGGAGUACUGGCGUGUGGUGGGCAGCGAUAUGGAGGUGGAGGCUGGGUACCCACGGUCCAUAGGAAAGGACUGGCUGGUGUGUACAGAGAUGCAGUCGGACUCCCCAGCCACAGAGGCCAAUAACACGGCUAACACGCGGCUACACGGGCAGCACCACGCCGACCACGCCGAAAACGGCUACGAGGUGUGCUCCUGCACCUCCAACUCUGCCUCGCCCUUGGGAGCCCAGCCCUCCCCCUCCCCCCUCUGGCUACUUGCCCUCUUGACUGUCUCUGGGGUACUAUCCUACCUCCCUCUAUGAUGUAAGCAGAGGGCAGCGGCCUCACUCUGUGACAGGAAGUAUAGCAGCCAAUCUGCUGAGAGCGGGGGAGUGGCUUAAGGGGCUUUUUGCCUGGGUUCUGCCAGACCAGCUACACCAUCGAAUCAAAACAAUGACUGGAGGAUUUUUUUGUUAUUGUUAUCUUAUUUGGGAUCCUCAUUGUUAAUUUGUUUUAUUUAUUAUACCAAAUCUUUCUCAAUGUAUCAAUAUGCUUUCAAAUGAAUGAUGUUUAAAUUAUGAUACUGGAUUGAAUUAGAAAUGUGAUAACAUGACGAUAAUGGAAAUAGUAUAUCAACUUGAUGAUGAUAAUGAUAACAAGUUUAUAGCAAAAUGUCCCUCCGUGACUAAGCAGUCUAGAAGGAGAGUGGUCCUCUGGGAUGCUGUGCUCCCUGUCCCCUUGUUCGUGCAAUCACUAUAAGAGCUUUAAAGUAACUCUCCAGUGUUUUGGGGUUUCAGUGAAAUAUGACCUAUUAUUAAUUACAAUAUUAGUGAAAGUUUUCCUUCCCCCAAAAAAUGUAUUCUGUUAAAAAGCAGCUUUUCUUUGUUGGAAUGUUGUGGGGCGUGCCCCAACAACAGAAUGGUGUUGGCGUAUACCGGUCAUUAAAAAUAUUCACACGACUAGACCACUGAAUGGCUAGCUCAUCCUCCUCAGGAAGAUGACCAUCCUCUCUAAGGAAAUAACCAAGCAUUUUUUUUUUACUGUUUGAGGUUGGGUUUUUCAAGUGUUUUGCCUCCAAUGUAUGCUUUGGCCACAAAUACUAGUAUAGGAUGAGUCAACAGCAUUAUUUGCGUAUGAGUUAAAAUUCUGCUAACUUUUAAAUGUUUUUUUUUUACUGGAAAGUUACUUUAAGAACCCUCACACACACACACACACAGAGACCACUCCAUGUGUGUUUUUUACAGUCUGAGCUAGCUGGACAAAUGUAUCUGUCUCCUCUCACUCAUUCAACUGGUAAUGUGUGAGCUUGUUCUCUCACUGAGUUUCUAAUGUCAGGGCUAUCUGGAUGGAAUGGACACUACUUCCUGUAAUGACACUGACUCUCUCCCUGACUAGACUCGCGUGCCCUUUUGAGACCUUUGCCCCUGUAUCUUUCUUUUUGUUCUCAGCUGAGAUACAGUCGCACCUCCUGCCGUUAUCAGAGCGGGUAACCCAUUAGCAUUGAUUAUUAGGAUGUAUUUUUGUAAUAAGCACAGAGGGAUUGUGGUCGAGCCCUACUCGGGGAUGUGCUUGAUGGGGUUUUCAUGAUGCCUUGGUCUGGUCAGGCCAGUGGCCACUGCAGCUGGCAGCGAUACCCAGCGGUCACCCAGCUGCGCCAUUCUCCUUCUCCAUUGUCUCUCCUAACAUGAACUAUCUCUAAGGAUAGUCACCCACUCAAAACACAACUAGAUUUAUUAAUAUUGCUAAGAUAUAUUUACUUACAGUCUAUAUAUACAGAUCUAUUUGAGGUGAAAAGUUCUACGGCAGUUACAACAACAAAAAACAUGUACAUUUCUCAGCCGUCUUUUCUAAGGUGGAAUAUUUUUGUAGAAAAAUAAAGAGGGGGUAAGACAGAGUGUACUGGGUCGUGUAAUGAUUUUGUGUCACAGGGAGCCCAGGCUGAACAGAAAGAGGAGGACAAUGCGUCGGCAGCCCGUCACAGGCUGACAGUUACUUUCUUGUCUGUGUUGUUGGGAGCCAUGUUUCUUAUGUACAGGCGCAGGUUAUUGUUUCCUCGUUGCAAAACAAACCAUGCCUAUCAAACUAUGCCAAUCUCCUCCUGGUAACAAGCCAUCUGCUACAUUCAUUCCUUGUUUCAGAUCUGUUUAUUCAGGAUUAUGUGUAGUGCAUGUGUUUUGUGACAGAAUUCAGUGACUUUUGAGAAUAAGUCUGAACAAUGUUGAUUCAGUGACUAGAGCCAAUAACACUCCAGAUACUGUGUUAUUGACUCAAGGAGAAAUAAAUGUGAGGCAGACACACAAUGGCAUGAGGAUUGAAACAAACCGUUUUCCAGCAGAGGCUGAUUAGGGGAGAACGGCUCAUAAUAAUGGCUGGACUGGAGUCAAUGGAAUGGCAUCAACCAUAUACCAUUCCAUUCACUCCAUUCCAUCCGUUACACUCCAUUCCAGACAUUAUUAUGAGCCGUCCUCCCCUCAGCAGCCUCCACUCUUUUCUAGCAUUAAGAAAUGAGCACGCAGAGAAAGCAGCAGUACGUGCCGUGUGUAUUUUGCAGAUCAGAGGCUGCAACAGUUGAACUUGGGAAGAAACAGUCUGACUAAUUUCAUGGGUUACUACAUAAG